CGCUAUAUUUCGUCUUCAUUUUCAGCCACUUAUCAAAACCUCACUCGUUUCCUUCGAAAAUAGUGGCUUAGGUUUCUCUGUAGAGAAGAACACUACCGACCCGUCUUCUCUUUCAUCUUUCCGAUGCAUUUGGAAUAGAGCUGAGUUAAUAAUUUAUUGGCGAUGAAAAGGCCAACCUGCCUCUUUUUUGGUGAGGAUUGUGAAAAAGGAAAAUUUCCUUUAGUUGCUUCAGAUUCAAUAGACUACCUGUUGUUACUUCCUCUGCGUCUCUGCAGUAAUAUUAGCUUGUCAUAUUUAAUUUUCCACCACGCGGCAGAUAUGAGAAAGAUUGCAGCAUUUUUAACCAUUAUUCUUUAGAGAGGAUUUGACUGGCCUCUAGUACAUGGACACCUACUCUUCUGGAGAAGAAUUGGUCAUUAAGAUAAGGAAACCAUAUACAAUUACUAAACAUCGAGAGCGAUGGACUGAAGAGGAACACAAUAGGUUCAUAGAGGCCUUAAAACUCUAUGGAAGAGCUUGGCAGCGUAUUGAAGAACAUAUAGGAACCAAAACUGCUAUACAGAUCCGUAGUCAUGCACAGAAAUUCUUCACAAAGUUGGAGAAAGAAGGUCUUGCUAAAGGGGUUCCAGUUGGAGGAGCCCUUGACCUGGAGAUUCCUCCUCCUCGGCCAAAAAGAAAACCAAGCACUCCUUAUCCUCGAAAGACUGCUACUGGAGCUCAUCCUACACUACUAUUGGAAGAAGAUAGGGACGGGAAGCGAUCAGCUCCAGUUUCUUCAUUCUGUCCUGGUAGAGAAACAUUUGACUUUGUGAAAAAACCACUUCCUGAGGAACCAUGCUCAAACAAAAAAAAUUCAGACAUUACGAAAGAAAACCAGGUUCAGGACCAGGAUAAUUGCUCCAUCACUUUUACCGUUGUUGAAGAAGCUCAAUGUACUUGCCUCUCCUCCACAAACGAAAAUAAGAAAGCAUCCAUGGUGACACCUAGAAGUUCAUGUGCUUACAGAGAAUAUGUAAUUAAUGAGGAAAGUAAACCAUGCAACAACACUACUGAAUCUGGUAUUACCACCAUAGCAAAUGAAAAGCUGAUUAGUGUCGAUUCCAUUGAAAAUAGAAUAAAUAUCUCAGAACAGAGAAAAUAUGAUAUUACAAAUCCUCAUAAUAAUGUUAUGAUUGAAGAUAAGAAAAUAGAGGAAGCAAGGCCUCAUGAGAAUUUUGUGCUACCGUCAAACAGUAUUUCCCAAAUGGGAACAAUACAAGGGCACCUUAAUCCUUUCACUAAUCCAGUAGGAUAUCCAACUUUUCAUUGCCCUUUUACAGCAAUUUGCUACAAACAAGAUGGGUACAGAUCACUCUUUCAUAUGCCCGCCUUUUCGAGUCUUGUCGUAUCUACUCUGCUUCAAAACCCUCCAGCUCAUGAAGCUGCACGAUAUUCGGCUGCCUUUUGGCCUUGCCUGAAUGUAGAAUCUUCAACAAGGCAUAUAAAUCCCACUCCUAGUAUGGAAACAGUUGCUGCUGCUACAGUGGCUGCAGCAACAGCAUGGUGGACUGCCCAAGGCCUUCUUCCUUUUUGCAGUCUUCACCCAGGCUUCAGUUGUCCUCCAGUUUCAAAAUCUGUCAUUGCUGCAGGUGUUGUUCAGUCUACAGAUUCUGAAGAAGGUGUAAUGGAAGAUGAUGCUGGACCAGUAGAAGAAGUACAUGAUAAACCCGCAUUGGACACAAACGUCAAUGUUUCUAGCGAGAUGAAGAACAGAAAUCUGGUUGAUCGUUCUUCCUGUGGUUCAAACAUGCCCUCUGGCAGUGAAGUAGAGAAAGAUGUUGCUGAUAAGACUGAGGAGACCAAAGGGGAGGAACUGAAAGAGUACAAUGCAAAUCAAUCUGAAUAUACAAGUUGCAGCCGUAUUAGGAUUUCUGGAAACACAAUUGAUUAUUGGAAGAAGGUAUCUGAAGAGGGACGUCUGGCCUUUCAGGCACUCUUUUCUAGAGAAACCUUGCCACAGAGCUUUUCAUCUAUGUACGAUGAUCAGAACAAGAAUUUCCAAAAGAAAAGAAGUGAAAAUGGGGAUGACAAAUUGGAGAAAAUGGGGCAAUUAGAAUUAAGCAGCCAUGAAGAAUUAUUGGCUGAUCAGAGGCUGCCCAAGUUUGGACUGGGAAAUGGCAAUACAAAGGGAAAGGGUAGGCGCACAGGAGGAUUCAAGCCUUACAAGAGGUUCUCCGUGGAGGCUAAAUUGGUCAGUAACAGUAAUAGUAGGAUGCUGAAUUCCAGCAUUAUCGAAUGUGAAGAAGACCAAGAUCCUAAGAGAGUACGUUUGGAAGAGAAGAAGGCUUAUUAUAUUUGAUGCCUUUUGAAGCAAUGUGCAAUCGAUAAGAAGGCUUAUUAUAUUUGAUGCCUUUAUUUGAUGUGCACUGAGUAUUUGUGUAUCCAUCACAUUUAAACUUCUCAGCUACAAAUUUCAACCACUAAAAGAACUGAAAUGCACGGAAUUCGUGUAGGCAGGCAUGUGUGGUGGGUGUUUAUGACAUUUUCAUACAACACUAUUACAUCGUGUCCUUAGGCAGGCAUGUGUGGUGGGUGUUUAUGACAUUUUCAUACAACACUAUUACUUCGUGUUUUGGACAACAUAAUAGUUCACAAGUGCAAUAAAUAAAUAAAAGAACUGUGCCUAAUAUUUCUUUUGGAGUU
This is a messenger RNA of Impatiens glandulifera, 2682 nucleotides long. Its product is annotated as protein LATE ELONGATED HYPOCOTYL-like. Gene Ontology annotation, molecular function: DNA binding. NCBI's taxonomy places the organism in Eukaryota, Viridiplantae, Streptophyta, Magnoliopsida, Ericales, Balsaminaceae. The record is from RefSeq and is a predicted model, not a curated record. The coding region runs from base 383 to 2338 and encodes 651 amino acids. The transcript is spliced from 7 exons.